Messenger RNA from Aspergillus pseudotamarii, 1507 nucleotides. RefSeq lists its product as uncharacterized. NCBI's taxonomy places the organism in Eukaryota, Fungi, Ascomycota, Eurotiomycetes, Eurotiales, Aspergillaceae. Gene Ontology annotation, biological process: DNA repair. Gene Ontology annotation, molecular function: catalytic activity. Bases 723 to 1154 code for a protein of 143 amino acids. The transcript has a single exon. The record is from RefSeq and is a predicted model, not a curated record.
CUUAUCCCCGCGGAGCUCCGCGGGGAUAAGAAAAAAAAGAUGAGAGUAAAGAACGUUGUAGGUGACAGUUCAUGAUAUAUCUUGUUACUGUGAUAACGUCCAAAUAUAAAAACAUAUUCGAAAAUUUUAUCUUUACCUAUAUCCAGCAUAUACAGAGCAGGGAAAUGCAACACUUGGAUCAUUUUCGCUGCCCCCACAUACCUUUUCCUUUCAGCGGAGUUCAUGUUGGUCUUAAUUUUGACCUAAAUCUAUGUGCAUACAAUACUAAUAGCAUAAUUGGGGGAUUGCUUCGGUCGUUCUCGGUAUGAUUAGCAUGAAGGUGUUCUUAUAGCAGACUAUCUACAUGCAAAGCAGGACACGAUCAUUGAGGUUUCGAGUUCAAUGAAGGUUCAUAGGUGUCGACUUAAAUUUUGGGUUAUUCUGUUCUAUUUAGUCUACACUGACCUCUUUCUAUGCUCUUCCUAGAUUGUCUAUAAAGUAUCUGUUCCUCUCGUGUUGCCUCUCAGUCACUAACCGCCAUAACACCGAAGAAAAUCGAAAACCACAAACACUUACACUAGACUAGAAAGACACAUGUAACAUCUAGACUGUUAUUAUGAUGAAUAAUACCAUUAAAGUGGUUGUUCACAGCCACGUGCCUACAUGACCUCAUAACAAUAUCAUCCCGCAACAAUCACCACCCAUAACCCUAACUCAAACACCACACCUGAUUCUAACCCACCAUGCCCCCCAAAAAAGAAAUCCAAGCCACCGAACUCGACAUCAAUCUCUCCUCAAGAACCGAAACAGAGUACUUCAAAUGGUUCCUCGCAUGUCUCCUAUUCGGCAAGCCGGUCCAGCAAGGCGUUGCCAAGCGAGCCUUCCUCGAGCUCGUACAGGAAGGCAUCACUUCACCGGAUGCUAUCCUGGCCGCAGGAUGGGAUAGACUAGUUGAGAUCUUGGAUGAAGGUCAUUACGUUCGGUAUGACUUUUCGACUGCGACGAAGUUGCUUGAUGUGGCGGGGGCUAUUAAGGAGGAGUAUGGCACUUUUGGGGAAAUGUUGAAAAGGUUCCGCAGUGUUGAAGAAUUGGAGGUGCACUUGCAGGAGUUUAAGGGAGUUGGACCGAAGACGGUGGAGAUCUUUAUGAGGGAUAUGAGGCCUUUACUUGAGUAGGUUCUUUUGUAAGUAUAUCUUUGGAGUUGGGUGUUUGGUCUUGGGAUUAGUCUCGUGGGUAGGAUAUGUUAUUAUUUUAAGUCACGAUGAGUACUACGGGCUGAGAUUGGCUUCGACGGGAAGUGGAUACUUGUACGAAGUAUGCAGCAUACGUUUGUCGAAUGUUACUUUUCAGUUUCUAAUAGUAUAGGAGGAAUUAUUUGUGAUACCGCAACUAGGCUAUCUGUGUUCGAGAGGAAUGUGCCAUUAUUACUAUGAGUAAGGAAUAAAUACAUUUCGAUAUGCUCAUCCGAUACUCCGUAGUAAUGGUAGCAUGCGUGUGCCCCACCGAUACAAAAAUAAAAGAAUCAAAA